Molecule: messenger RNA, 2180 nt
Organism: Mixia osmundae IAM 14324
Lineage: Eukaryota; Fungi; Basidiomycota; Mixiomycetes; Mixiales; Mixiaceae
Exons: 3
Coding region: 421-2103 (560 amino acids)
Biological process (GO): fatty acid biosynthetic process
Cellular component (GO): mitochondrion
Molecular function (GO): [acyl-carrier-protein] S-malonyltransferase activity
Source: RefSeq, a predicted model, not a curated record
AACUCCCAGCCCGAGAGGCGGCGGGCGGACGUGCGAGCGAGCGCCCUUCCGACGUCGCACACGCUCCCAUCCUGACAAGGCACGGUACAGGACUGGCCGAUAUUCAGCGCCCAGCACGAGACAUCAGCGGGGAGCCGUCAGGCUGGCAAGGACGGGCGUUUGAACAAGAUGGCUCCGCGUUGUCCGACAAGCCCUGCCUCGCUCAUUCGGUCGAAGCAGCCUCGCACGGCGUCAGAGACAUAUCAAAGGCUUCAUGAUGGAGCGCACCCCCCGCAGGCCGCCUCGCCGCCUCGCCGUCAUGCCCACUACCAUCUGUCGCAGCCCAUAUUGCCGAGCUUCACGCCUCCCCCGGCAGCAGUGAGCUCUGCAUCCAACUCAUCGCUCUCACUUCAUCCUUCGGGCACUCGUUCUCAAUGGAACAUGAGGGCGCAGUCGUCUCGAGAUUCCUCGCCUUCGCCAGAUGCGCCCGUCAAGCUCGGCAGUAGUCAGGGCAAAUCGGGAGCUGCAGCCGGUACGACGGCUGCAGACAACUCGCCCUACGAGUAUCGCAGCGGUCCAGCCAACGGAUUCAAGUCAGAUGGCAGGCUGUACCCAUAUUUGACAGACGAGAGCUAUUACGCGCGCUACCGGGAUCCGGUCUCGCACGAUCACGAUCGCAACAAGGAAGCAAAGGUAAAAAACAAGAUGGUCAACAAGUAUGCCGCACCUUCGCGGUCGGCGGUGCCCUCAGGAAAGCAGACUAAGGACAAAGAUGCCCUCCUGGCCGCCUCGAGACGCCAUCGUAUACAGAUGGAGACAGCCUGGAUGGGCGGCACCGCUGGCUCGCCCGACAACUCCAGCUCGACUGGUGUGCCGUCCGGCGUAGCAGAAAUGGUGCGACCUUCGCCCCUCUUGCACGGAGUGGACGCUUCCACCCAGGUGGAGCGUGCCAUCGAGGCAAUCCAACGUCCCAUGGCGCUCUGCUUUCCUGGUUCGGGAUCCCAAUAUGUCGGCAUGGGCGCCUUCCUGCUCAAGUAUAAAUCUGCCCAACAGCUGUGGGAAGAGGCAGAGGAUGCCCUGGCGACCUUUGAGCACUGGCGUCGCGAUCUCCCACUUUCACAAUCCGAGCAAAUUCGACAGCUCGAUCUCGACAACUGGCCUUCCUGGCAGCAGGAGCGUUCGCCCGAUGAGCUGCAAAAGAUCGUCUUUGGGGGUCCACAAGAUGAGCUCACCAGGAGCUCGAACGCUCAGCCCGCCAUUCUCAUCACUUCACUCGCUUUCCUUCGUGUGCAAGAGACCGAAUAUGGCACGCCGGCGUCCAAAAUGGCUUCGCAUUUUGCCGGUCACUCCAGCGGCGAGUAUACAGCAGCUGUAGCUUCUGGAGCUCUCAGCUUUGCCGAUGGCGUCAGGCUCACCCGCCUGCACGGGCUCCUGACAUCUAGAACGCUGCAGCUGGCCAAAUUACAUCCCUACGUGAACGUCGAGGCGCCGAUGGAGUCUCGCGCCCAGAUGUCGGCACUCGUCAUUAACCCUGGCCACACUCACGAUGAGGUGAGGCUGUUGGUCGAGAAGGUGGCGCGCGAGCAUAGCGGGCACGAGGGCAUGGUCGAAGUGGCUAGCUACAACUCGUCGACACAAGUCAUCCUGUCUGGCAGCCGUGCGGCCGUCCUGAUCGCUUCUGACUUGCUCACGCGCGAAGGUAUAGCCGCUCGAGCUGCCGAUUUACCUGUGUGGGCACCGUUCCACUGCAGCUUCAUGAAACCAGCAGAAGCGGGCAUGAAGAUCGCAUUCGACACGGCAGUCCAAGUCCAUAAACCUAGGAAGCCUGUCGUUUCGGGCGUCACUGCGACGACGAUCAGUACAGCAGAUGAAGUGAAGCACCACAUACUCGACCAGAUCUCCCGACCGGUCCUCUGGUCGCAGAGCCUCGAUACGCUUUGCAAAGCGGGCGUGCAUGAGAUGGCCUUUAUGGGCCCCGGCAAAGCCCUCGCCAACCUCGCAAAGAAGGAGAUACAGAGAGGUAACCUCGGUCACGGCGCAGCAAGGCUCGAGGUCUGCACGACGGCGACAGAAGAAGAUCUCCUCGAUACACAAGCAUUUCUGACUUCGCCGCUGCCACAAUAAGUCAAAGACUGCCGGUCUGUACAUCGCAUAAUCCUGUUGUUGAAUAUUCGCGCCGUCCGUGCAUUCGUGUAAGCAUG